Mesocestoides corti is the source of this 1002-nucleotide messenger RNA. NCBI's taxonomy places the organism in Eukaryota, Metazoa, Platyhelminthes, Cestoda, Cyclophyllidea, Mesocestoididae. The record is from the annotation of a GenBank genome assembly.
AUGGCUGUCCGAAAGCGAAAACCUUUCGAGUUAGGCAGGUACCUUGGGCCUGUUUCCCGGGACAGGAUACGGAAAUUAGAAGCUAUUAAGCAGCAACUUCUUGAGCUAGACAAUCGUCUCAAAAUGGAGAUGUUUGGAUUGAAAGAGCUUUCCGGUGGUGAUUUCGACAUAAACGUAUCAUCAGAGGAAUCCCUAGAUAUUCCUCCUAUUCGUUUUAUCCCCGAGCAGACCUGCUUGCUCUAUCUCCUCCUCGUCCUUUUUCUUCUUCUGUCUCUUCUCAUCGACACCCAACUUCUCCUCCAUCUUCUCCAAGCACUGACUUCAGUCAAGAAGAGGAAGGCACUCUUCACGGAGCCGUCUAGUCCUUCAAACGUUCAUUUUACUGAUUCUUCCUGUGAUGAUUGUUCUUCGUCAUCCGCCGAGACCUCCUCUCAACCCGAUUUGUUCACUGAUUUCAGCAUCAACAGCCUAUUUCUGAAGAAACUCUCCGCCAAAGGGCACUUGAAAGAACCGGACGCCCCCUCGGUGCUUCUCCUUAUUCCUGCCGCCCUCACCGAUGACAAGUUUCAUCGAUUCCUCAACCCAUUUGUUCACGCUCUUGGUGAAAUCCACAAUAAGAAGACCUGUGUCUCAAUCGAUCCAUACGCCUCAGUUCAAGAUACCUUGCCCGAGACUUUGAAGCGGAGUCUCCAUACUAGACUGCAAGAAGCUUAUAGUGGUGGACACCGAUGCCUUCACGUAGAAGGUAUCGAUCGUCUACCUGGUGAAGCAGCUCUUGUGCUCCACGGAUGUACCGACCCGAAUAGCUCACCCUUCAAAAACGCCUUUAUCCUCCUCAGUGUCGCCGAACCGCCUGUCUUCCGACCGCAAUCCACGCACCGAGAAAUGGAGACUUUCGUGAGAGAGCACUUCCACUCCUUGUGGGACGCCUCCCUUGGUCGAGACGAAGUCUACGCACUAUUGUCAAGACUGACUGGCCGUAUUGGCGUGUAUUCUGUUUGA